Molecule: messenger RNA, 888 nt
Organism: Mytilus trossulus (common blue mussel)
Lineage: Eukaryota; Metazoa; Mollusca; Bivalvia; Mytilida; Mytilidae
Product: shiftless antiviral inhibitor of ribosomal frameshifting protein homolog
Exons: 7
Coding region: 99-845 (248 amino acids)
Biological process (GO): viral translational frameshifting; innate immune response
Molecular function (GO): sequence-specific mRNA binding; ribosome binding
Source: RefSeq, a predicted model, not a curated record
AAAAAUACCUUUAUCAAAUAAUAGACUGAAGAUUGGUAUUGAUUGGUAUACAAUGAAUAAUAUUUUAUAAAAAGAAAGUACGAUACAAGUUAAUGUAAAUGGAGGAUAACGAACAUGAGAUAACAAGACUACAAGAGCUGUUCAGAGGACGAUUUACGUUUCAGGAAACACAGUCACUUUUCAACCAUUUCCAUGGAGAUUGUCUGGCAGCUGCUAAUUUUGUCAUCGAUGAAGAACCACAAAGAGUCAGAGAUGUUAUUGGCACCGAAAAUGAAACGUGGCAAAUUGUUGCAAAUAACCACAAUUGGAACAACCUUGUGCGACAAGGAAUUAUCCCAAAACAGGAGAGACAGUUUGCAUGCGGACCAUGUGAUAACGUUUGGUGGAGAAAAGUUCCAAGUCGAAAGCUGGUAUCAACAUGUAUGCUGUGUAAUACAAGAUAUGAAGCUGUACCAAAAGAAUAUGAAUGGGGAAGAGCAAAAUAUCGUUGCCAAUUUUGUGGAAAUGUCUUUAUAGGAUUUGGACAAAUGGGAAUCGCUUCUAGUUUGUGUUACAGAUGUCAAACUGCUUGUGCUCCAUUGGAAAUCCUACCAGGACGACAAAGAACUGAAGGAACCCCAUCGAGAAAUGUCCAUUCAUGUCUUUGUCAUAGUUGUUUUAAUCGUGCAGAUGGACAUAUUAUAGAAGCAUCCUGUGUGCAUCCUCGAUCAUUGGAAAGGCAGGUAGUUUAUGCUAGCCUUCAACACUUCAGUAGUGGAUCCACAGUUGAUACUUUCUUAACACAAGAUGACCUGGCGUCCCUGGCUUCAGAUUUUGAACCAACUUUAUCAGAUAUUGAUGAAUAAUCGAGCACCAGAUGAAAGAUAGAAAAUAAAUGUUAAAAGCAUC